AUGAGCGAUUAUAAUCAAAAUGAAUUGGCUAUUCAACGUUUUGUUGAAUAUAUACAAAUAAAAACAGUACAACCUGAACCAGAUUAUGAUAGUGCUUUUAAAUUUUUGAAAAAAUAUGCACAAGAACUUGGUUUAGAAUAUCGUUUAAUUAAAAUUGAUGAAGGUCGACAAGCAGCUGUGUUAACUUGGUUAUCAUCAUCAACAAAUAAAUCAAUUUUACUUAAUUCGCAUAUUGAUGUUGUACCAGUUUUUGAAGAAUGUUGGAUAGUUCCACCAUUUUCAGGUGAAAUUCGAGAUGGAAAAAUAUAUGGACGCGGUACACAAGAUAUGAAAUGUGUUGGAAUUCAAUAUUUGGAAGCGAUUCGACGUCUUAAAACAGCUAAAUAUGAACCAAAACGAACAAUUCAUUGUUUAUUUGUUCCUGAUGAAGAAAUCGGUGGCGAAAGAGGAAUGAAAAUGUUAACAACAUUUGAUGAAUUUAAAAAUUUAAAUAUUGGUUUUGUUCUUGAUGAAGGUCUUGCAAGUGAAACAGAUGUCUUUCAAGUUUAUUAUGGCGAUCGUAGUUGUAUUUGGAUUGAAGUAACCGUUAAAGGUAAUACUGGUCAUGGAUCACGUCUUAUUGAAAAUACAGCUGCAGAAAAAGUUCAAUUCAUUGUUAAUGAAAUGUUAAAAUAUCGUGCUGAUGAAAAAGAACGUUUAGAAAAAAGCCAAACAACAGAUAAGCCACUUCAAUUAGGUAACAUAACAACGAUUAAUUUAACAAAAAUGAAUGGUGGUGUUCAAAUCAAUGUUGUACCUGAUCAAUAUACAUUAACUUUUGAUUGUCGUAUUGCUCCAAAUAAUUAUGAUUCAUUUAGAAAAUUUUUAAACGAUCUUGUGCAACGAACACCAAAAGAAAAUAAUAAUGAAAUAAGAAUUCAUUAUAUACAAGAUUCAGGUCCACUGUUACUUACUGAUGUUGAGACACCAUCAUGGUGGCUUAAUGCUUUCAAACAAGCAUGUGAAGAAAUGCAAUGUAAAAUGAAUUGGACUAUAUUUCCGGCUGGAACUGAUGCUAGAUAUUUACGUAAUUGUGGUUAUCCAGCAAUUGGUUUUUCACCUAUGAUAAACACUCCUGUUCUUUUACAUGAUCAUAAUGAAUAUCUACAUAAAGAUGUUUUUCUUCGUGGCAUUGAAAUUUAUAUGAAAUUAAUUGAAAAUCUUACAAGUGAACCAAUAACAAAUUAA
Messenger RNA from Rotaria sp. Silwood2, 1227 nucleotides. Lineage: Eukaryota; Metazoa; Rotifera; Eurotatoria; Philodinida; Philodinidae. The record is from the annotation of a GenBank genome assembly.